AUGGCUAGAGGCCAAGGCUCAUACCAACCCAAACCGUUUCACCCUCCCAACGAUCAAGCCACGCACCGCGACUUGCUGCUCUUCGAGGAGCGGUUGAAGUCCAACGCGCUACAGCUGAACAAACGUCGAUCACGGUAUAUAUGGUUCCUUACGCAGCUCAUUGUCUCCAUCGUCUUUCUAUUGUGUGAAGUAUUCUUGAAUACUUCAUUCUUAUCAAUACCCUAUCGUGUGCUGCUGGGGUAUCCGUGGGAUGCACAUAUAUACAUGCAUGAGUGGGUCGCACAAGGGUUGCUUUUGGUGGCCGCAACUACGCUGGUGCUAUUCUUCGCGGGUGGUGUGUACUCGGACAAGAUUGCAUACGCCAAUAAAUAUGUCCCGCAUGCGAAUAAAGCGCUCAGAAGUUUCAACAUGUACCUCAACAUGCGCAAAGCCCCGCGCGGGUCUUCUCUCAACCCAUUGACCUACAUCAUCCCCCGCCCAACGUCCCCGCCGGCGCCCCCAUCACCAUCCCCACCGCGCACGCCCUCACCCACAAGGCUCGGUAAACGCUCGCCGUCUGCUGCACCGAUCACCUCAAUACCGCCAACGACCAACCCGCGAGGCGAGCUGAUAUUUUCAUCUCGCGUUGACCGCAAUUUCCGCGAAUCGUACGAGCGUUACCGCGCGUUGUUCGAGCGCAAGCGCGAUGAACAUGCCGUGGAACCGACCGCCUCCGCCGCCACCGCCUAUCAGUCCUGCCGAGAAGCCGACGCCGUCAAGAGUACCGUCUGGAUCGCAUCGGGGGAGGGGAGGGACGCCAGGAUCGUCAAGGAGAUCGAGUCCAGUGCCACAAGGGAGGUUACUGGAGAGGGGGAGGAGUACUACACCUUUGAGUAG
Peniophora sp. CBMAI 1063 is the source of this 876-nucleotide messenger RNA. Lineage: Eukaryota; Fungi; Basidiomycota; Agaricomycetes; Russulales; Peniophoraceae. The record is from the annotation of a GenBank genome assembly.